AGCUCCGCCUCAAUGAUCUUCCAGCACAGCAGCUUAGACAGCACACUGCAAGCAUGGCCGGGGACAGUGAGACACAUCUAAGGGACCGUGGCGAGAACACCAGCAUUAUUCGACAACCUUUUCUCAUCGGUGUCUCCGGAGGCACUGCCAGCGGCAAGUCGUCAGUAUGUGAGAAGAUCAUGGAGCUGCUGGGCCAGAACAAGAUUGACCACCACCAGCGGCAGGUGGCGAUCCUCAGCCAGGACAGCUUCUACAAGGUGCUAACUCCAGAGCAGAAGGCGAAGGCACUUAAGGGACAGUUCAACUUUGAUCACCCAGAUGCCUUCGACAAUGAGCUGGUAUUGCAAACGCUCAGGGAGAUCCUGCAGGGGAAGACGGUCCAGAUCCCAGUUUACGACUUUGUCACUCAUUCCAGGAAAGAGGAGUUUGUAACGGUGUAUCCGGCUGAUGUGGUCCUGUUCGAGGGCAUCCUCAUGUUCUACUCACAGGAAAUCAGAGAUCUGUUCCAGAUGAAGCUUUUUGUUGACACAGAUCCAGACACACGGCUCUCACGCCGAGUUCUAAGAGACAUCAGUGAGCGUGGCAGAGAGCUGGAGCAGGUGCUGGCUCAAUACAUCACUUUUGUGAAACCAGCCUUUGAGGAGUUCUGUUUACCAACAAAGAAGUAUGCAGAUGUGAUUAUUCCACGAGGAGCAGAUAACCUUGUUGCCAUCAACUUGAUAGUACAGCACAUCCAAGACAUUCUGAACGGCGGACUAAGCAAGCGCCACAACGGCUGCACGAACGGCCACAGUACUCCACGUCAGCGGCGGACCUCCGAGUCCAGCAGCAGGCCUCAUUGACCUCGUCACACCUCUCUUCAC
Plectropomus leopardus (leopard coralgrouper) is the source of this 863-nucleotide messenger RNA. It is a transcript of the gene uck2b, whose product is annotated as uridine-cytidine kinase 2b. NCBI's taxonomy places the organism in Eukaryota, Metazoa, Chordata, Actinopteri, Perciformes, Serranidae. The record is from RefSeq and is a predicted model, not a curated record. Gene Ontology annotation, molecular function: ATP binding; kinase activity.